GGUCGGGCCGCGCGAUUUCGCGUUUUAUUUUCGCGAGUACAUUUGUACAUAAAAAAUAAAUCUGCAAAUGGGCAGUGUGUAGUUUAAGGAACGGCUUAUGUGCAUUUACGUACUGGGAUUAAAACGGGGAGUCGUAAUUUAUCCAGUCACGAUCCGUGCUCGUGAGUGAGCAGAUGACAAUAACGCGUCUUCGAGAGUCAUUUUCCACUAGCUGAUUCGACACCUCCAGUGCACACACCUGAGUUGAUAAACUUUAGUCCGUCAGGAAAAUGCACAUGCACAUGUCGUUCUGGUGGGGCGCGGACGUCGGCGAUGUGUUCUUCAAGGGGCUGACGGUGAACACGACCGGCGCGAUGGUGGCGCUCUGCGUCACGCUGACCGUGCUGUCGAUCCUGUACGAGGGCAUGAAGGUCCACGGCGCCAAGGUGCGUGCCCGCGCGGCCCGCGAGCGCAAACGGUCCGGUUCCUGUCCGCCGCCGAGUGAGUCCGCCACCCUGCUCUCGCUGGAACUCCCCCCGAGCGGACUGCGGCCCCUGUCGCGCCGCGUUUGUGCCUUUCUCGCCGAAGCCACCGUCUUCCUGUUCCACAACAUGCUCGGGUACGCCCUCAUGCUGACCGUCAUGAUCUACAACGGGUACCUGUUUGUAGCGGUUGUUGGUGGAAUGGCCAUCGGGUACUUCCUCUUUGGCCACAUGUCCAUGAAGGUCAACAUGGAGAACGUCCAGGCGCGACAGACGAACGUGAUUUGUACGGCACGCUGCCUCCAGACAGCCGAAUCCUGUGCAAUGAGUCAUUCCGCACCCUGUCCCUCCUCUCGAUCCAAGCCACCCCGAAGCAACUAUCAAACCCUCUGCUCCUGAAACCCAGAUCAACUGUCAUUCCCACCAUUUUGUUUUCGUCCGCAACGCCUACUGCGUGAUUUUGUUUGAUUUAAAAUUUCCGCUCAUUUUUGUUUAAUUUUGUUUGCCACAAUCGUCACACCUUUCACAGAUUCGUUCGACCAACCUUCAGCGUCCGCACCCAGUCAGGAAUCCGGCGGCGACGACGCUGGACCGUCAACCCGAGUAACCACCGUAGCAGUGUGCCACUGACUUUUCUCAGUGUGGCAGCGAUUUAUAUGCACCCUUUUAACGUUUUCAAGAUAUUACGUAAUCUCAGUGUCUCAAGUCUGGAAAUUGCCGUAUUUUAGCGUUCGUUUAAGCUCUAGAGAGAAAGAAGAGGAAGCAGCUGUAAGGGUUUCCAAAUUAAGCGCACCACCAAAAUUCUAAGCCAUUUCUAAGCCGUUUAGGGCAGGGUAGAUAGUGUAGUGUAGCAAGGGCUGAAUUGCAAUUUUCUUCUACGCAGGCCAAACAAGAAUACAACAAAAAAUAAUAACUAAACAAAAAGACAAAUAUGUAGCAUUACUCUGUGAUCUGUAUAUAAAUUAGAGGAGCAAACAAAAUAUUACAAAAAAGAAGAAGCAUACUACUAAAGUCGUACUAAGC
Molecule: messenger RNA, 1484 nt
Organism: Culex pipiens pallens (northern house mosquito)
Lineage: Eukaryota; Metazoa; Arthropoda; Insecta; Diptera; Culicidae
Exons: 5
Coding region: 270-860 (196 amino acids)
Biological process (GO): copper ion transmembrane transport; intracellular copper ion homeostasis
Cellular component (GO): plasma membrane
Molecular function (GO): copper ion transmembrane transporter activity
Source: RefSeq, a predicted model, not a curated record